CUUCAUCUUCUUUCUCGUUCAACAACUCGUUCCAGGCUUCUAAAAAAUUUCAGCCUUCAAUCCCUUCCUCCAUCUUCUUCUAAUCUUCCACCCACCCUUUCUUCCCACCCUUUCUUCUUUCUUCUGCCACCAGUAGGUCGUCGUCGGCAACGCAGUGUCCGAGCGAAACUUAGGACGCCGGAGAUGCUCAAGUUCCCAUUACGCACACUACACCAAAACUGGAUAUUUUUGACACUUUUACUUUUUCAAAUUUGACUAAUAAAAACAGUCAAUUCGUUUUUUACUCAAAAAAUCAGUCGAAGUGCUCCUACUUUUCAUUAGAGUUGUAGCUAAAAGUAGCGCUCUUUUUUCGACGCCAAAUUGAAGUCAAUCUAAGGCAAAAAUUCACAUAUCUGCACGCGGCAAAUGAAAAACAAAGUCCCGCUCAGGCUCUCACAAAUCUGCUCGCGGCGAAUUUCACUAAAUUUUUGAUAACCCUAAAGUUAUGGUGUUACAACAAGGGGUAAAACAAAAAUCAGAUCUCUGCGAGCUGCUAAAAUUCAGUUCAUCCGUGCAAAUACAGACCGAGACGAGAAAGACGAGCGGAAUAUAACUGAACCAAAGGCGGAGCUAGAGGCUGUGUCCGGGACCUUUUACUUCCUAUCCUGUCAUACUCGUGCUGCAGCGCUAUUCCUCUCGAGCUUUGUCUUGCCAGUGAUCUCAUAUCUGAGUACGAGAAACGAGAACAACGAGGGGUAUAAUUCAGCCAGGAAAUACCAAGCAUAUCUUCGAGAACAAAAGUCUAGUGGGAAACGGCUGAAAGGGACACAAUUGAAGAUAAAGACCAUGAACUACAUCCCUUGGUUAAGACAACAACUUGAGAAGGAAGAAAUGACUCAUUUUAAGAGGCUUGCUAAUGGACCAGAUUCUGAUGCUUUAGCAUAUAAAGCAUAUGCAGUAAAUGGUUAUAUUUUUUACACAGCGGAUGCAGAAGCUAAUUCAAGUACACAAAAUAGCGGGGUUUCCGUGAAUGCUGUUACGAGUUUUAGAUCAAGUGCUAAAGAUAAGAAUCUGGUAGAUGAAGAAGUUACUUAUUAUGGCAUUGUCAAGGAAAUACUUGAGCUAAAUUAUUACGAUUUUAGACAAACUGUCUUCUAUUGUGAUUGGGUGCGUAUAGAAGACAAAGUAAAUGGAUGUGUGGUGGAUCCCGAAUCAAACUUGAUUUUCGUAAACUUUGCAAGGUUCAGAAGAAAUUCAAGUGAAGAUGAUGAACCAUUUAUACAUGCUUCAGAAGCAACUCAAGUUUUCUAUUGCAAGGAUGAAACAAGGGAUGCAUGGCACUUGGUUCUAGAAUCUCCAAAAAGAUUAAGUCAUCAUGUGGAUGCUUAUCAAGAUCCUUUUAUUUUUACAGAAACAACAUGCAACAAUUCAUUGACCAACCUAAUUCUUGCUGAAAAUUCUGGACCUGAUAAUGAUUAGCAUAUACUUUUCUACGUUUAGAAAUACUAUCUAUGUAUUUAUUUUGUUUCAAAUCACUAUGUGAUUUAUUACGUUAUACCUUUUAUAGUUUAACAUUUUAGGUGGUGAAAAUCAAUCCGUGGAUGAUCAGCCUGUUGGUCUUAUUCAAUGAAUUUUGGCAGCCUGUUGGUCUUGGAGCUGAGAAAUUUUUAAUUGUAGUUGGAAAGUUUGCACAGGUCUUGGAUAGGAGGUUCAUGAUACUUUUCAGGGAUGUGAAUCUGGCCUAGCAAGCAAAUGUUUUUAAAUGAACUUGACUUGAGAAAGGGUCAGUUUUUUUGGACACUUAGAUGCGGGAGUUUCACCGGAUGAAGAAGCCUAUAGUAGCAUUAUUGAUGGGAUCGUUGUUGGUGAACUCAUCAGUUUGUCAAAAAAGAUUGUUCACCUUACGAGGAUCAACUAAUUUCAUUGCUAUUAUAUUGUAGUUCAUCUUUUAGUUUGUUAAUUAGUAACUACAGUUUACUCUACUUUAGUUUCUAUUAUAUUGUAUUUCAUCUUUUAGUUUGUUAAUCAGUAACUACAGUUUACUCUACUUUAGUUCCUUGUAAAUGUUAGAAAUUUGACCAUGUGUGUCAAUGACUCAAUGGUUACUUAAUGUUAAACAAAUUUUAGACAUGGGCCCAUUUUAAAUGAGUU
This is a messenger RNA of Cuscuta epithymum, 2130 nucleotides long. NCBI's taxonomy places the organism in Eukaryota, Viridiplantae, Streptophyta, Magnoliopsida, Solanales, Convolvulaceae. The record is from the annotation of a GenBank genome assembly.